Messenger RNA from Trypanosoma rangeli, 1137 nucleotides. RefSeq names its product putative small GTP-binding protein RAB6. Gene Ontology annotation, cellular component: plasma membrane. Gene Ontology annotation, molecular function: GTPase activity; GDP binding; GTP binding. Gene Ontology annotation, biological process: signal transduction. The transcript has a single exon. NCBI's taxonomy places the organism in Eukaryota, Euglenozoa, Kinetoplastea, Trypanosomatida, Trypanosomatidae. The record is from RefSeq and is a predicted model, not a curated record. Bases 1 to 1137 code for a protein of 378 amino acids.
AUGGAUAAACUCCCCUGUUUUGGCGACUCCAGCAAGCAUGAGACGGAGGUCACACUGUGCAAUUUAGUUUUAAUGGGUGCCAACAGCGUGGGAAAGACUAUAUUGCGGCACCAGUUUUUAACAGGGACGUUCCGCCAAGAGUACGUCCCGACCACAUUAGAGACGUUUGUGCAAUGCGAGGUCAUAGAUGGGAAGAUGUAUCAAAUACAUUUAUGUGAUUCCUCUGGUAGUAGUGAGUUUAGUAAUCACCGUGCGCCAUACAUUACGGAAGCUCAUGGCCUAAUUUUUGUUUACUCCACUACCGACAUGGACUCGCUCUUGUACCUUCUCGAGUGUGCAAGAGAGAGUUGUUACGUCCGACAGCAGCAUGGCGUGAAGCGGCGCAUUCUGCCUCUUCUUGUGGGCACCAAAACAGAUGAUACAGAGCAUCAUGCCGUGACAAUGCAGGAUGCAGAGCGCAUAGCGAAAGAGUGUUUGCUAACAUUGGGUGUGAAGCUUCCAAAGGGGAGUAAUAAGGGCGAAAACGGCGGUAGUGCAGGCACUGUAGGGGGUCGCUCACAACUACCCGUGUUGGAAAUAUCAUGUACACAGUGCUGCGAGGUGUUUCGAGCAAUGCGCGUUAUGAUUCGUAUGGCGUGUUACUUUCGAACAUCGUCAUUUUGGUCCGGAGUUCAGUUGGCAUGCCCAAACGUAGAGCCACGCCGACUUGUCUUAGAGGAGGUGAACGUGGCCACUCAACUGGAAAAGGUUGCUAGUGAUGCUUCUCUGCACCGCUGCUUCACACCGGUGACGGCGGUUAGUCUUCGGGAAGUUCCUCACAACUCCUUGUCACUUCUGUUGCCGUGUGACACGGAUGCAACUGCGUCGUACACUCCGAAGAGUGUUGGAGUCACACAAAGCGUGUUUUCAAGUGGUGCUGACGAGGAAGAGACGGUACAGAAAAAAUACAUGCAACAGUCAGUUGAUAGUGCGGUGAUUGUUCGCCUACCGCCGUGGAUUCUUGCGGAUGGGCCCGUCAAUGUACUCGCCGGCGGUAACGCACCAGUGACAUUGUUUGCGUCAGAAGAAGUGUCGGAAAAACGGGCGCUCAAGGUGGACCCAAGCCACCGGCAAUGCCCCAUCUGCCAAAUUAUGUAA